Lampris incognitus (smalleye Pacific opah) is the source of this 1452-nucleotide messenger RNA. RefSeq names its product transmembrane protein 88 b (gene tmem88b). Gene Ontology annotation, cellular component: plasma membrane. Gene Ontology annotation, molecular function: PDZ domain binding. Bases 452 to 1144 code for a protein of 230 amino acids. The record is from RefSeq and is a predicted model, not a curated record. Lineage: Eukaryota; Metazoa; Chordata; Actinopteri; Lampriformes; Lampridae. The transcript is spliced from 3 exons.
CCGACAGAAGGGGUUUAGAAAUCUCUGUGCUGCACCUUCACUUUACAUCUGCUAGAACUGAGGCAGGGGGGAAAAAAUUCCAGACGGGGACUUAAUCAGCUCCACUGACAACUCCAGAUAGCGGAGAGAAGAACCAGCGGGACUCCAGAGCCCCAGGAAUCCAAACACACCACUAGUCACAGAUAAGGCAGCAAGAGGGGAGCCCCUCAAAAUCGGUCCGACAGCCCUCUCAACUUCCACUUCGCCCAAGGAAAGGAGCAGCAGGCUAACCCUGAUCUGAGGAGAGGACUCUUGACACUAGGAAGAAAACUAAGAUUUCACUGAGAAGGGGUCUUCUGUUGGGGGGAUUGACAGGACUCGAGCAUUACUUUGGAGUUUCUGACAGUUAACCAGCACCAAACUGGAGGAGGAACAGCAAGUGGUCAACUGGGCCCCCCACCAUAAUUUCACAAUGAGUAUGAGCGGUACUCUUGAGAAGGGGGCCCACCAUCAGGCCUUGGACCUAUCUGAGGAGCUCCCCCCUCAUCACCAACACCUCCACCCCAACCACCAGCAACAGCUCGCCCACCACUCAAAUUCCCUGGCCUCGACUGCUGCCAUGAGCAGCGGGGGCAGAGAGACACCCUCGCGGGUGGUUGUGCCGCCACCCUACUCUGCAGCAGACAGUGCGGGCGGAGGCAGCGAGGCCCCCCUGGAGUUACGCGGGUCCCUGGACUGCUGGGCCUGCUCUGUGCUGGUGACGGCCCAGAAUCUGGUCAUCGCUGCGAUUAACGCUUGUGUGGCCGGGCUGGUGUUCGGAACCAUUCUGACACCCGCUAUUGUCAUGGUGAUGUUCGGCUUCCUCUGUCACUCCACGGUUCGCCCCCAUGGGACGUCCCCCUACUGCUCAGACCUGCUGACUGACGGCGGGUGUGUGGCUCUGCUGGUGGUGGGCUUCCUCCUGGUCACUCCCCUGCUGGUUUUGGCUCUGGCCGCCUACUGCCGGCUGGCACGCCACCUGCAGCUGGGCCUCUGCUUCAUCCCUUACAGCCGGGCCGUCUACAAGAACCUCCCUGCCACCCAGCACCGCGGCCUGGCCACCGGAUGCUGCGGCGGUCGCGCCCGGAAGGACAGCGGCAAGGGAAAGGGAAAGGUUUGGGUGUGAGAUGCAGAGGGGGUGAGAAAGGGCGAGAGAGAGAGGGAUGAAUUGGUGUCCGGGGGAUCUCGUGUAAAUGGAAGUUAGAGGAAAGGAUGGGGGGUAGGAGACGGGAGCUGGCUUUGUGUGCGAGUGUGUGAUUAGGCCUAUAAACGACCGCGAAUGGAGGGACGAGGAAUAUUACAAGCAGAAGAGGAAGGAGGGGAUAACAUGAAAACCAUCACUGCAACUAAACUAACUCUCAUGACCUCACAAGGACCGCCUUCGCAACCGACCUUCUGAUUUGGUUGGUAGUAAGUGUAUGUGUGUGGCAUGGA